Scutellospora calospora is the source of this 441-nucleotide messenger RNA. NCBI's taxonomy places the organism in Eukaryota, Fungi, Glomeromycota, Glomeromycetes, Diversisporales, Gigasporaceae. The record is from the annotation of a GenBank genome assembly.
AUGACACAGAUCGCAGCAGAAAUGGCAUGGGAAGAACGUCAAGAAAAAAUUGAAAUGGUUCGAAAUAUAGCUAUUAAAAAUCAACUUAUAGGUUCUGUUAAUUAUGAUAUACAAACAUCGUCUUAUGAACAAUCAGAAUCUGACACACUUAAUCUCAGCAAUAUUGUAAAUGUUACAAUACUUGACGAUAAUGAAAAUAAUAGUGAAAACAUAACCGAACAGAAUGAGGAAAAUGAUACUAAUGCAAAUAACAGUGAUAAUAACACAGACGAAGACCUAACUGAUAACACCUUGAAUACUGCUGACAGACUUAAUUGCCAUCCGGCUAAUCAUAAAAAUUCAAAAAUUGAAUUACAAUACCUUUUUUCACGUGUUCUAACCCAACUAUCAUUUGUUCGCAUUAUUGAACAAAAUGUUGGAAAUGUCGAAGCAACACAAUAG